AGAAUACAGGCACCAGGAUUCAGAGUCAGACCCCUUUUUGUGUUGCUCUUUUCCUUGUUCUCCUGUUAUUUGAGGUUGGUUAUUUGUCGUUGCCAUUUUGGCUCAAGCAGGCUUUUGUUACGUUUUCCCCCUUUCUCAGACGUGUGCUGCAAAUCUAGAUUGGCUUCUUCCUUUUCGUAAGGUUGGGGCUUAGGUCCAGCGGCGCUCAAAGCACUAAAAUAGAACAGCCGGCUAGUUUUUACCUCUGUCACGUAGAUGCAUCCCUUCAGGCAAAGUAAGGCGGAGUAUCACUAAUCCUACUGAUCAUACAUUGGCUAUACUCAUUUCGAAAGAAUAAUCAACACGCAUUGAGUAAGUAUUCCUGCCCUACCAACACGUUAUCGCUCCAAAGAAUCUACUUCAUAGACAUAGUCAUCCGGUUCCAAGAUGAGAAAAUCUUCCUUCGCCCACCUGUGGCUCCUCAUGGCCGGGGCCCACGUUCGCGGUGUAUCUGCCGUGACCUUCAAAGUCGUCGCGGCUCCGGGAACAGGUGGUCAACCAGGUGCUCAAGUACAAGAGCCUGCGAAGAAGAAACUCAUUUUUGUUUGGAUUGCAGCCGGUGAAACAGAAAUGAAUCAAGCAGAGCCUGUAAAGGAUGUUCUGCGAGAAAAAUUCGGCGCGAUCAUCUCGAAGAAGAAUCUGGGUCCGCUAGCUCUAGGACCGACUCUGCAAACUUUACUCACCACGCAAGGCAGCUACGAAAGGGCUGACAUGCGUCUUGUGUGGGGAGAGUAUUUCGAAGCCCUGAAGAAGUUAUGCUCUGCGGAGACACUGAGUCCGGAGGAAGAAGAGAAAUUGGUUAGCUCCGUCGCUAAUACCAUUCAGAGUAUCCGGGAAGACACGUGGAAGGACUUCACUCGCCUCAGCGGCCGAGAAACCUUUCCAAAGGAAGUGAUGCUAAAGGCACACGACCAGAUUCGCUCUUUUGCUGCUGACGAUGAAGCUGACGAGCCGAACAGGACGACGCCAAUUCACGUGAUUUUGGACGUGGUGUACCCGGCCGCAGCUUUGGCGCCGCUUAUUCUGCCGAUACUGCCAGAAGGCAGCACACUUAAACUCUGGAGCGGAAAUCAUGCCCAGACACUCGCAAAUCUUGCCUGGUUAGGUCCUCCGCUGGUGUCUUCACCUCCAUUUGCAGAAGGAAGAGCUGUGGAGUCUACUCAACAUAUGUUUUCGUCCUGGGAAGAAGUAAGAGAUCUGGAAAUUCUCUCGGUAACUGGCGCGCAUAUUCCAGGAGACUACGUCCCUUUCGCGAACAACAUGCUCGGCGGAUCAAAGUUCUUUGCGAGAGUCGGAACAGAGCUUGAGAACCGGGGGUUGGUGGCAAAGGAUUCAAAUUUUCUGCCAACUUCUGAAGAAGAUGCAAAAUCGUAUGAGCGAGUGAUUGGCACGCCUUUUCUUGGACUUGGUUCAUCUUCUAAGCACGAGGGAGAACAAAGUCGAACACAUCAAACACUUCCAUUGACUCUCUUCGGAGUCCCUAGCAGCAAAGAACAGCCGCGUCGUGUCUGGUUUUUGAACAGUCUAGAGAAGAAGAGUCCGGAUCCAGAUCAAAGCAGCUUGAGUGAUUCGAUCAUGAAGAGUGCGGAGGAUUGGGCGGAGCGUGACUUAUUACGGAAGGUGGUCUAUGUUGCGAUCGGGACAGUUGCGAAAGUCCCAUGCUCGAUGAGUGAAGAUGACUCGCCGUGUAAAAGGAUGAUCGAGGACCUCCUUGGGCUAGGUCCACAGUUCCGCAUCGUGUGGCGCGUGAAUACUGAACUACGAAAAAAGUACAGCAAAACCACGACGUCGUGUAGGAGCUAUCAUCAUGAUAGGGAUGAAGAAGAUCGCGCACUUGAAGAGGACGUGAAUCUUAAAGUAUGGCCUCAUGGUGAUGUCGAUGCUGUAGAAGAUGGUGUUGUCGAUGCGCACGCUGUAAAGGAAAGCAAUAAGCUGGCGACGAUCGAUAUCGCAGAAGGGGGCUUUCCACAGGGGCUUUUCCUUUCGUCGAAGUUGGCAAUGCGUGGCCAGCUCAUUUUCGUUUCCCAUUGUGGCGCGAGCAGCGUUUCGGAAGCUGUGCGCAAUCGUGUGCCGCUGGUUUCGAUCCCAGCAACAAUAGAGCAGCGUGCAAACGCCGCUGAGCUGGUCGCUAAUCGACUCGCGAUGGACGCCUCGCCGGCUGCAAGGAAGUAUGAGGUCCACCAAAAUUACCAUGAUUUUCCUCCACCUCCUAAUCUGCGGGAAGAAUUUCAUUCGGUGGAGAAAGUGACUUCCGGGGACGAAAAGCCCGUAUCUUCGAAAAGGAUCGUCCAGUGGUCUGCUUUUGAGACCUUGCGCGACGCUGUGAAGCAAAUCGCGGAACCAGACGUGUUCGAUAAGAUUCGCACAGAUAUGGAGAAAUUUGCGGAAAAAGUGGCACAAAACUCUCUUUCUGUUGCCCAGCUGGCUGAGAAAAUCUACGUCGACGCCCUGAACGCCGAACAAAAAGCCGAACAAAAAGCAAAGAAUAAAUCAGCCUCUCUCAAGACUGAGGGACCAGUGGAUAAGCGGACAAUGCUAGCUGGCGCAGCACCCGAUAAUUAUUAUAAGUUGAUAGAUAAAAAACAUAACAAAAAAAAAAUCUAUAUUAUUAAUCUAAAAAAAAAUCUAUAUUAUUAAUCUAUAUUAUUAAUCUAUAUUAUUAAUCUAUAUUAUUAAUCUAUAUUAUUAAUCUAUAUUAUUAAUCUAUAUUAUUAAUCUAUAUUAUUAAUCUAUAUUAUUAAUCUAUAUUAUUAAUCUAUAUUAUUAAUCUAUAUUAAUCCCGCCAAUAAAACUCCCCGCCUAACCCACCGGAACUUAGCCUCCUCCCCUCUCGGGGGCCCACUGCCGAUAGCCUGUGGCCCUUUCUCCUCCCCGUAGAUUUCCGAUAGUCUCCCCCGGUUUCCCUCUGAAAGAGUACACCUCGCAACCCUGUCCCCCUCUUAGAAAAGAGGGCAGAAAAACAAGUUACGGGGGUACCGCAGAAAGAAGAUGCACCAGGGGGCGGCCAGUCCCUGCGCGAAGCCUGCAGCCCAAGCCCCGCCCGCCCGCGGGGCCCUCUUUCUAUCUAUGCACUACGGGAUCUUGCAACUAACUUUCAACAAUCUAUCGUGGAACAGUCUAUAUUUCGACAAUAUAUCGCGCAACAGUCUAUCGCUCAACAGUCUAUCGCUCGCCAGUCUAUGCAUGGCGCAGCAGUCUAUCUGCGAACGAUCGAUCUUUCAACAAUCUAUCUUAAGCCGAUGCAUCCUUCGACAAUCUGUCUUAGGUCGAUGCAUCUUUCAACAAUCUAUCUUACGUCGAUGCACCUUUCAACGAUCUAUCUUCCGUCGAUUUAUCUUUCAACCGUCAAUCUUUCGACGCUGAGUCUGGGGGUCUAUCGUUCAACAGUUUAUCGCUCGCCAGUCUAUGGCUCAGCCUUCUAUCUGUGAACGAUCUAUCUUGCAACCGUCUGUCUUUCAACAGUCCAUCUGUCAACAGUGUAUCCGUCGACGCUAUUAACCGUCAACAGUGUAUCUUUCCCCAGUCUUUCAGCAACAGUUGCGCAAUCUAUCAACAAUCUCCCGGCGAUCUUUCCGCGAUCUUUCGCGGCAUCUUUGAACGAUCUGCGGGCGAUCUUUCCGCGAAUCUCCAGGACCCUUUCACCAAUCUCGCGACAGUGUUGCAACUACAAUCCAACAGCAAACCCUUCAACAAUCUCCCAGCCUCUGCCAAAGACUGCACGUUCUUGGGUUUUCUGCCUACUGCAAUUCCGCGUCCUGCCUGCGGCUGCGACCAGAAUGAACGUCAUCAGAAAAGCAUCACCGCGCCCAAGCGGUCACCCCAUCGCAGGUAGUCGACCCGACUUGCAUCUAAUUGCAAUCCCAAAAAGUCGCUGGGUGGCGGACAUCAGAUUCAGCAAGCCCAUCCACAUGCAUCGGUGCGCUGAAAGUUCCCAGAUGGCAUUAAAGGUCCGUGGACAUGGGUAGCUACAGCCCAAAGCCAUGGAAGAGCCUUCGAAAAGUCCGCCAACGUCCACCACAGCAAUAGACAAGUUUUAUACACAAGGAAAAACAAUCAACAAAAGCCAGGAAACUGCCGGCGAGAUGGUUCGUCAGUACUCACUUAUAUACCCACCUCCAACCAAUGACCAGCACCAUCCGAAGAAUCGCUAUCAAGUCUUAAAUUAUACCCACCGCCAUCAGUCUAUCCCUGACGCCGAUAGUCAAAUCCAAAAAAUAGAAUUCAUAGUCGUCAGCUGUUCCCUUACAUCUUCACACUACUCACAUUAAGUAGCGUAGCCAGUAACAUUCACAAAUCCCAUAAGUGUCAUACGUAGAUGCUGCACAGCUCUCGGCGGUACGUUGCAGAGGUGGCCACUGCUUUCUCCUUCGUCACCAGCGUGAAGCCCAAGAAGUCGCCGGUGGACAUCAAAUUGAGCGCGCUCCUUCUCAUGACUGCGCAAAAAGUCCCCUCUUCGCAUUAGCUUUAAAGGUCCAGCGCUCCAACACUCGCAGCCACCUCUUUGGCGUUGUCUUCCUCCUCCAUGUCCUGCUCCACAUCCAUCAUCGACACGUCUGCGCCAUCCUCCACGUCCGGUUCAUCAGGCGCGUCCUCCUCAUAUUCCAGAUACCCAGAACGUUAGAAGCAUGCGCACACUACUACACCACAUGAGUACCACGCGACCCCUCUUUCAUGCGAGCGAUCAUUCAAAAACUCGAAGCGGGGCCAUCUUUUUUUGGCGUCUGACGUGGACAGGGGUAGCCUCCCCCGAAGGUCAUGGAGGAGCUUUCAUACAUAAGGAAAAACAAUCAAGAUAAACCACUACACCGAUGGCCACAGGAGUCGUCAGUGCUCACUUAUAUACCCACCACCAACCAAUCAUCAUUCGCAAAAUUUCUAUCAGACCUUAAGUACCCACCACCAUCCAUGUAUCUCUUACGCCAGUAAUAAAAUCGAAAGCAUAUGAAUAACAGCCGUCAGCCACUAACAUUACUUAACGAAGCCCAUAAGUGUAAGCGUUCUCCCUGUAGAUGCUGCAUAGUUCUCGGCGGUACGUUACGGAGAUUCUCGCUGCUUUCUGCUUCGUCACCAGCGUCAGGCCUUUUCUCGUCUUGCACCUACUCAGAGCAACGUAAGCCAUUCCAUGUUCAAAAAAGACAUCACCUGCGUCGUCCUCUAUUAGCGCCCAGCCUGUCCCAUCUACUGACUCAAAAGCUCUUGCGUGCUUUCUCAACAACUCGCGGAGGAGUGACGCAGCACAGAUGUACACAGUGAGAUCCCUUGACUUACUUAGUCCAGUGCACGCCUCGCCAUCUGAGUACACAAAUCGCGCGCGCCUCUCCUCCCUACGGUACUUACCCUUAUGCCCUUCGCCUUAACUGUAACAAGAGAUAGAGGCUUCGCACCGUCUUCCCUUGUACUGCGUGGAUGGUUUCACAGUAAGCCACUCGCAGCGGGAAUUGCGUGUAGGCGCACUCGUAUCCCGCUACGUCAUGCAACAUCUGCAACCGCGGAACGUGUGCCACUUUUUCUUCUUUACCGCCUCCGACUUUCUCCAUUACAAAACGCACGACGAUCGUGUACGGUGUGCACCUUAGUACUUCCCCAUGCGUGUGCUUGCACAAGCCGCCGUAAUUUCGCGUCAGCUUCACACUGCACCCCGGAAAAACUCGAAGAACAGCUGGCGCAUGCGGAUUUUUUACCGCCGCCGAACACGCCAGCACCCCGCUCAAUGAGGAGUCAUCGAGGCACUGAAGAUCCGCCUGGUACUCCCAUACUACGCCACCACGGUGCUCAUAGUGGUCCACGCACAUGUUGGCGCGUUAGAGGUCCCCAGCCUGAAAGCAGCGAAGCGCCUGUUCACGGCCCUAAUCAGUUACCCUACGAUCAACCACCACCGACGCGCCUACUAUGAUUAGCCAACACAAAUAAGCAAAGCCCAUCGCAGUCGCAAGCGUUUCUCUACUCUACACGACUCAGCCCCGAACUAUCUCAAAAACCUCACCCAUAAUUGAACGCCGUCACCUCGCUGUGUGUUGCGGCGAUUGCCGUGCCUCUUGAUGCAUACGGCUGCUGCAUUAGCUCCCCAACAAUCUUAGCGCGGUCACCCUCAUGGCGAACGCCUGGCAGCUUUUCGAAAUCUAUCACGUCCAGCAUCCCCUGGCCUACUCGCGUUACCAGCUCACCGUACUCAAGGUCAUCACGAAAGCGAUAUGACUCAAACAAAAAACGCGCGUCCAGGUUUCUAUGCAGUUGCGCACCCGUUGAAAGAUUAGAAGGAAAUAGGUGGACACGCUUUGCUCUCCUUUGUGUGCGUGCGCUAUCAUAAUGCCAAGAAGAGCCACGAGGGCACGCAGCUCAUUCACUGCCACACACUCCCCGGACUGAUACACACCAAAGAAAGGCGCCGCGUCUCUUCAUAAUCAAACACUGCAGCCCCGCGCCAUCUCUUUGCGUCCACAGGCGCUGGCUCCACUUGUUCUUCUGUACAACCGGAGGCGUUUGCUGUGGGUCACCCGCCGCCAAGACCUGCAGCCCACCCAUGAACCGGCUAUCUGCUCGAACCUCCUGCAACAUCAAGUCGACACCUUCCAAGACCUCCCGCCGAAGCGCAUAGACUUCAUCCAAGACGAGCAGCUUCGCCGCGCGGUACAAAGCCGCAUCCGCGUCCGUCAACGGCGCGAAGAUGGGGCACCCGUGGCCACAGUCGUCGCGCGGGGGCGUCGCGUUGAAGGCUUUGUGCACGCUCGUCCCCGCCGUAAGUAGCGACGCCGCGGCGCCACUUGUCGCCGCCACUAUUGCCAACUCCCCGCGGCUCCAAGUAGUGCGCAAGAUGGCCUCGAUCACAUGACUCUUGCCACAGCCUGCCGGAGAAGGAACGACGCAGCUCUCACCAUGGUCGCAAACUGCUUUGUAAAUUGCUCGCUGCUGCAAGUUCAUUGUCGCCACGCGCUGCCGCGCCUCCUCACCGCACCCACUGUCACGCAUGCCCUGCAUGUGCGCAACAGCAGACGCAUGACGGUCCUCAGGCGCCUCCACCUCCUCUGGUGCUCCAAAUAAGUCCGGACGACUCUCCGCCAGAGCUCGCCGGACUGCUUUUGAUGCGCUACGCGCUAAAUCCUUCACAAAUCCAGCCAGUUCACGCGUCGCAUUCGUUUCCACAUAGUGGACAGACUCCAGCAGCUUACGCGCCUCCCCCGCCGGUGUCAAAUCGGCCCCGCCGUGCUCUCUUGCAAUCGUUCCCCAGCUGUCGCGCCCGCGUACGUCCGCCAACCUGACCCGCGCGCAAUCAACGCUGUACUUGAAAAGUGACGCCGUCACGCCGCGAACGAUGAGAACGCUGGGUCUCCGCUUUUCCCGCGGGUGCGCUAUAUACCGCACGCGAUUGCUGCUGUCAUAUACAACGAACGGAGGCGCUUCGAGGAUUCGCGACGCCGGGACACCAAAUAGCAGAGCGCAGUCCGCUACGCUUCCAGAUUCUUUAGUAUUAGAAGGAAGCCUCGCGAACCUCUUCGGCAUGCUAAUUUAGUACAUCAGCGCGCACUGAUAUAUAAACGAAGCUCAGCCAAAAGGAUCCCGUGGGGGCACUGCCUAAACCUCUGACUUUUCUGCCUAAAUUUUGACUUUAGGCAGAAAAGUCCAAACUUUAAGCAGAAAAGUCCAAAGUUUAGGCAGAAAAGUCCAAAGCUUAGGCAGAAUAACGGCUCGAAUUUAGUCCGCCGCCCCGCUCCAGAGCCGCCGGGUGGCUCCGGGGCGCAGAAGUGAGCCGUUAGGCAGUGGCCUGGUGAAAUUUUAGGCAGCCGACUCCGCCGCAGCGGCACACCGCUAAAGCUGCCUAAACAAAGGCGAAACCUGCCUAAAGUUAAAAUUAUUUAGGCAGAAAACUCGAAAGUUUAGGCAGACCGCGAAGGGAUCCUUUUGGCACAGUCUUCGUUCACACACUGAUAUCAAUGCGACCAAGGUCGCCUACGUGGGCUACUAUGGAACACCUCCAUAACAAAAUGGUGAACGACCAUCACGCGGCCUGUGAUGUCUCUACUUGGGUGCAUUGCGUUUUCUCUGUCACGCUUCUGCGCAAUCGAAUAAGCGACCCCAUUCACGAUCGGGGCCAAGUUUUGCACAUGGCGCACACCACGGCGCAAGAAGUGCCGGCUGUAGCUCUCUUGCAUGUUGUCCCUGGUCAGCUCGUUCUGGUUCAGGCGAAUAUAGUCGACGCUAUAUUCUUCCAAAAAGUCGACAAAGCCCAGACGGUCAAAAGCUACGCCAUCAGGGCGGCAGAGGUAAGCACUCAACUCACGGGAAAGCGGAACAGCCUCCGGGCUAUCCCCCGCGACCGAUCUCGCGAAAGCUUCCUCAUGGUGCAACUGGUAAGGCAUGCCCAACGUCGCCCCAGAUACGUGGAGCCGCUCUCGCCUCGGCGUCACUACAUACUGGUCGUAGCCGAGUGCUCGCCAUGCUGCCUCUCCCGAAGAGAAGACCCGCAGCCGAGAAAUCCCGCCACUCUCAAGCUCUGCGCCCUGCUUCGCUGACAGUCGGUUGCGAUGGUUAUCAGUCGCCUGCACCUUGUCGCCAGUCUUCAAGACACCGUCGCGCGCCUUAAAAAUGUACUUGAACAAGUAUUCGAUGCUGUUCGUGCUGUCAAUCUGGUACAGGGCCGCAUGCCCACCCCAAAGAAUCCCAAUCGGGCGUGAGAACGGAACGACGUACGCGUCUACCGCUGCGUCACGACGAUAGUGGAGCCGCUUGCAGCUGUCUCCCAUAUCGUAAUGGCUGUAACCAGACACCCGAAAAGGGAAGCCCAUGCUGCACGCCGCAGCGCCCGGACGCUGCUCACAACUGGCCCACGCACAGUCAUGCACAUGGUUGCGCUCGAAGAACGCGCGUUCACUCUCGGGGAGGUCUGACAAUCGCGCCCGGAUCUCUUCGUCUAAUUGCUCAAACGUCGUAUACUGCCGCCGCGAUCGAAAGACGAUGUGACAAUGAGGAUUGCCCCUGGCUUGCCACUCAAUCGAAUGCGCGAAUGUUAGACGAUUCGCAUGGUGAGAGAUUAAGAUUACUACUUACACAACUGCGACGACAUGCGCAAGAUAUGACAAAGCGACCCCCCUUUAUUUUUAGCUUUUACACGAGAAGCGAGAAAAGAGUCCAGACGAGCAAAGAAGAUCGCUAAUAGCCCUUAACCUCCACUCGAUGUCGCAAACAUCGUCCAGAAUCCUCAAAAGCAAAGCCAAGCGGUCCUGGAAGAUUCUCGCCGUGAAGAACGGAUCCAAGUACAUUGAGUGCGCUUUCGACGUCGUUAUUGCUAAAAGGUGCCGCUCAUACUCAAUCUGCUCCGGGGACAUGGUCACGGUUUAUUAGACAAGACGAAGGAACGCAAGGUAUACAGUCUUGCGGCGGCUCAAAGCAAAGGCUCCCACGCCGCCCAAGCCCUCAACAAAUCUCAGCGAUUGCCAUAAGUUAAGAACUUAUCUGGUGGCCCUUUGUCCGCCACGUUCUUCAUGCACUCGUCUCGCAACUCUUGGAGCGACGCGCUGCAGCCUAAAUACGACGCCGGCAAGUCCUUGAUAAAUGUCCGUCCCUUGUUCUUGUUUGCAGAGGCCUUCCAGCGCGUUUCCGCGAUCGCCUCAUCCAAUUCUUCCUCCACUAUGAACGUGGGGGGGUGUCUACGCUAAAUCUACAGCUACGCCCGCUUCUACACCCCAGGCUGCCCAUAGUCACCCAAAUACAGCACGCCCCCCCCUAAUGUAAAAUCCUAAAGAGCAGAAACACAAACCCCAUAAGAGCAGUUAUCAAGUUCUGACAAAGCAGCCACUGUUCCCACAGCCCCUUUAGCCAAGUCGCGUUCAAGGGAUCCGACUGGUCAAGGUUCGCCAUUAUCGCCCGCACAUACUGCUGCCGUGAGUAAAGCUCGUCAGUCCUCUCCCAAAUGGAACUAACUGCGCCUUUGUAGCCCAACGUCCCACAAGGGUCCAGAAGAGGGAACAGCAAGCCUUCCCAAAAAGGGUAACGGUCCCACUCUCUCUUGUUGUUUUCUCCCCGAGAUGCUGCACACGAUCGAAAAGAAAACUCCGACGGGCUUAGUCGCUCCCCACCGCCUGUCUCGUUGAGGAGGACCAUGCUGGUUCCUUUCAACGUCUGUCGGCGUGGUCCUGCGUCGCACGAUAGGCGUACAGCGAUGUUAGAAAAGACACCACGCCGCGCCUUGCUCGUAUUUCUUUUUCUACCGCAAGGGCGGACGCGAUAAGAUUUGCACUUCAACGGCAAGCCAUAAUAAGAGACUCCACCGCACUUAUGGGCACCUCCGUUGUGUCACAGACCAGCAACACCUCACGCCAGAAGUUACUCGUCUCAGCAAGUGCGUGCGCCCAUGCUCUUUUCUGUUGUGUUGUUUUUUUCUGCCGGGCGCUGCCUCUGGCUCUAUCAUGACCCUCUUCCUUAAGCCAAAAAGCCUUCCAAGGGGAGCGCUCAUUGUCCAAGAAGAUUGGAAAUAUUCCAAAUUCCAAGCCUGUAGUCUGCCGCGCACUCUCGUGCCGCAGAUGCCUGCUGUUCAUCUUCUUCGCAACACCUCCAGAACGGCCCAUCAGAGCAAUGCUGCUAUUUAUCUCAGAUAUGACGUCUUCGAUUUUCUCUGCGCAGCUGCCGUCUUGCUUCCCUGUGUGAGAGAAUGGAUAACAGUGGGGUCUCUGCCAGUCCUGUCAUAGCUAUACCGAAAAGAUAUUAUAAUUAACGACAAACACUCCACACAAUACGAGCUCUCCCUCACCUAACGACGUCACGGCUAUACCUCCAGGGGGGUCGCCCGAUCUGCCCAACCAGCGCGACGCCGGUCGGUGGUGCGUUUGAACUAUUCCAUCAACGAGCUCCCUCACGGCAGGGCCAUGCCUAUUGCAUCGAAAGUCUUCCAUUAGCUCAAUCAGGUGUGGAUUCCCACAACAGUACUCGCAGUGCGCCACGCCUUCCCCGGUGCGAAGCUCUGACUCGAAAACCCAAGUUCCACACGUUGGACAGCCCUCCCGGGAACGCCGCUUGUGCUCGUGCUGCUCUCGAAUGUGCUGCGCCUCCUCCACGGUGAGGCGGAUACAGUCUGGGCCUGGGUCUGCUGGAUAUGCACUCUGCCAGAUGCCCAGCAUUCUAAAGCACGGGCCACACACAUCCUCACACUCAUCCGCGUCGGGGAGUUGUAUUUCUGGAAUGCACCAGUGGCGACAGUGCCGACAAACCGCACCCUCGAGCGGGGCCAUGCUAAUCGAAGCGCUGAGGUCGUAAGUCACGGGAGUCGCAGCCCCUCGGCGUACCGACGGCGCCCAGAAAUGGAGGCGGCACAAGAAGAAGCACAACGACCAAAGAACACCGCGCAGCGGAAGCAUCUUUCUUCAUCAACGUCCGCAGCUUGGCGCGGUGGGUUGUAUUCUCAUGCGAGGUCUUUGCUUUUAGUCAUAUCAAUAAGGCUCCGCCUCUUCUUUAUCUUUUUACCUUAUAGACUUCCAGACCAUGGCAGGGAGUGUAUUAUCAGCGCAGUGGUUUUUAUAAAUAUGCGAGGCCUUAACUCAUGGCGCACCACCUCUUAGUUUAGAGACCUUGGGCCACCAUCUUGCAAGUUCAUUCUUUUGACGAGUCUCAGAGACUCCGACCGACUUACAUCUGACAGAAGGCACAGACAAUGCGCGGCGAAUGCUCAAACAGAGCGCAACUAAUGGCGCACAUGUGGCAAGUAAAGCUCCGCCCUCUCUUCCUCUGUCAUGUUUUUCCUGUCCCGUCUCUUUCCGCCAUCUAUUUCCGCAGGGGAUGCAUGUGCUCAGACUUCGCGAGGUGAAGGCUAACAAACCAACUGCUUUUACAUAUUUUCAGUGCAGCACGCAUCUCAGUCAAAUUAAGGAGGAAAGCACUAUCGCCGUCCGGCUAUGGGGGAGGGGGGAUUGCAUAUGCCUGCAGAUGUGUUUUGCUAUCGCAGCCACCUAUAUUGUAAUGCGUAGUUUUUUUUUUCAAAGGUUGCAUCAGCGUGCUCUUCUUAGGUCUUCUUUUUAGUUUGCUCGCCAACGAGCUUUAGUUACAGAAAGCAAAGGCCUGCCCUCACUCGAGCCACGCGCCAUCUCUUUCUACUAUGUAGAAAAGUGCCCCAGCUUCACGCCCCAGCCUAUCUAUCUUGCACCACCUGAAGCCUACGACUUCACGACCUUGGCGGUCAAUUAGUUUCCUGCGCUAAUGGUCACUUUCGUCCGCAGCCGGCUCCCCCUCCAAGUCUAAAACCUGGUUAAUGCAACGACUGAUCUCGCAAAAACAGGCAACAAGGUACAGCGGAUGCUCUUUUGCGUCACGCAUAGACGUACCCAGGUGCAAUUUCGCAGCGUCUGAACCUGCAUUCCGGACAUGCGAAAAAAAAAGCGGAAAAAAGUUCUCCAUCUCGAUUGACCAACCCAAGUCGGACGACCUGUUCGGCGUCGUCCCAAAUGUCCCGCCGGAGGUCGGUCGGAGGACCCAAUUGAGCAGACGCUUCGGACCUCUCCCAAAAAUUGUGAACGGCUGCGGAGGUUGCUUGUUGAAACACGUGUAAGAGAUACGCCGCUCCCCUAAGAGGUCCCGGGACCAGAGAAAUAUCUUGCCUCCCGUCCAAUUACCAAGCAAAGAGAUGCAGCCAGAAAGGUAACGCGCAUAAGAAGCCUGCCCCUCUAUCAGACCCGCCAAGAGCUUCGGCCAACUGCUGUCGAUGUUCUCUUUGAAGUUUUCGAACUGCUUCCUAUUCGUGCGCGUUUGUUCUGCCGACAGGUACUCCUUCCAGGCGUCCGGUGUCCUAUAGACUAAGGCCUUCACGCUCUUGAAGAUCUCCCCCGGGGCUGCGCCUUUCUUGAUAAGCGCCAGCCAUUUGUCAAGAAAUGCCUCAGACAUGAAGAACGAGAAGAACAAGACCGCGCGAAGCAAGUCCAUUAAGCCCGUGCCGACUGCUUUGCACAAGUUAGAGGCCUGACACUGAGCGCCAGCUAAUCAAUCUACUAAUAUCAUCACAAUGCCGCGCCAGUUUAUAUGAAGAGCCCAAGUUCCGCAGUCUGCUACUCAUUACAGUCAAACCAUCAGCCCCCUGAUUAAUUUAGAUGAGCAGAAACAUGGGCUCGGCACGCCUACGACACUACCACCCUACCACUGCCAUAACGAUCUGCCUCCUCUUAUCCGCGACACGACCAAACAGGUCAGGCUUGCACUUCGUCUCAGCCCAUCGCUUGACGUCUGCCCCGGUGAUGUCUAUCACCUUCGGCGGCUGCGGCGGCCUUUCUUUCGCGUAGAAGACGAACGGGUCCUCCACUUUCGGCAGCGUCACCCGCACCACGGUGGCGAGGAGUUUCUUCGACAUGUAGCCCCUCGUCACCAUCACGCAAUACACGUCCACAAUCAACAAGAUCAGCUGCCAGAUACACCCAGCAUCGGGGUACCUUCUCUGCUGCGUUAGCGUCAUCCCAGACGAUACGAGGAGACAGCGAAAAAACGAAAAGCAACGAGAGGAUAGGAGAGCAGCUACGCCACUGUGGCAGAUUUCUCGCUCUUCAGUGGUCCACUACGUCGCACCAAUUGCCACCCAUGUAUCUCAGAUUUGCGUCAACGUUGCCAACUUACUUACUUUAGUUCGCGUCUUACGUUUGUGCGACUUACUUGCCUACGCGUGGCGACGUGCGUCAAAACUAUCUUGCACAAAAAAAAGUAACGCCCAUCGUCGGGGGAUGAUUAUUAGAGGCGAAUCGUUCACGAUGCUCUUCUUGUUUGGUCGUGCUUCCUUGUUGGAGUUUCGUUGACCAUCUAAGCCCGACUACUCUCGCCCACGGCCGUCCAAACUAAUGGGAAGGCGCGCAAUGCGUCAUGGUCUGCUAACAGUUCACCACUCUCAGUUCUGGGACAAGUUGCUCACGUUCAUUUUUAUCACUAAAGACAAUGCGCGCCAUGCCACCUCAGUAGCAGGCGCCUCCUUGUGCGCUGCAUAUUGGUAGAGGAGUAUCCGUUUCAAAAAUGGCAGGGGUAUCAGAUCAAGGGGGCUCUGCCUCUGGGUGUGUUUGGGGUAGUCGAGUCCUUACUUUUAAGAAGUCAGCCGCUCCUUAUAUUUCAAAUUUCUUGUGUAUAUCUUCAUGCCCAGUGUUAUCUGCAGCCUUUAUGCGUCUCCAUCUUCCUAUCCUUAUGUUUGUGUAUCUACAUAUCCAAAGAAAAAGCGAAAUACAUCGUCAAAAAAAAAGCAUCACGGUGUGCCAGAGGUUGGCGUCUUCCAUGCGUCUAACUAUGCUUCAGCGUCUCUACAUCUUUCCGCGCGCACUGCAUAUUGGUAGAGGAGUAUCCGUUUCAAAAAUGGAAGGGGUAUCAGAUCAAGGGGGCUUUGCCUUUGGGUGUGUUUGGGGUAGUCAAGUCCUUACUUUUAAGAAGUCAGCCGCUCCUUAUAUUUCAAGUCUGUUGCGUAUAUCUUCAUGCCCAGUGUUAUCUUCAGCCUUUAUGCGUCUUCGUCUUCCUAUCCUUAUGUUUGUGUAUCUACAUACCCAAAGAAAAAGCGAGAUACAUCGUCAAAAAAAAAGCAUCACGGUGUGCCACAGGUUGGCGUCUUCCAUGCGUCUAACUAUGCUUCAGCGUCUCUAAAUAUACCUUUUCCGUCUCUCUAUUUAUCUUCGUCCCCAAUGUUGUCUACUUAUCUCUGUCGCCUUAUCUUCAUGCCGAGGGUUGUCCCCAGCUGCUCACUAUCGUUUUCUUUGCUUACUAUCGUUUUCUUUGCUUAUCUCUACUCCGGAACGCUAUUCCACAACGCGAACUCUGUCUAUGCGUGUUCUUAGGGUAAUCGUUAGUGCCUCCAAAUACUCUUACUUCUAACCACUUUGCUAUCGCUACGCUUUACGAACUAACUUCGCGAAAAGAUAAAUCGGCCAUCGGUCUAUAGAUACACACCCCUCGAGACACUCCAGAUGCCUCAGACGGUGAUACAGUCUCCCGCUAAAGAUCUAAGUCACCAACUUGCUGCGCGUGCGCGGCCUGUGCCUUCGCCCGCACGCCUUUGCCCUUUGCUUUCUUGCCGCCCUUCUUUGCACAUUUUCCCUCACCCGCACUCGGAAGAGAGAGAGGCGCUCCGGCUUCCAAGAACAGAGAGCGGCGGUGUGGAUGUGCAAAAAUGUGCUUCUGCUUGUCUUCUUCGGUGGCAAAGUCCUCACCCGAAUACGCAAAAUCAACCUGGAGUGGGCGUGUUACGUAGAUCAUAGUCUCACGGGUCAACGUAACCACAAGAACAAAGAAACUACCACGCGGAGCAACGACGCACGCGACGACCUAUUCCCACAAAAUUUCAACCAAUGGCACAAGUAACAACAAGUACCCGAAAGAAGAAGAUGUGCGUGUUCGUAUAUUCCUUGGCCCCUGAUCUGUACGUGUUCUGGAAUAUCCAGCAGCGGCCUUUUUCAGUACUGUAGUCGGUGAUACCUUGUUCAGCCGCUACCGUUUCAUCUGUGUGGGAGUAAGGAGAGAACUUCCAAGAAGCCGUCGAGACUCAUCAUAGACCAAGAGUUUCCGAAUCACCCCGAAAGGCGACCCGGCCCAAAAAUGUACAAGAGACUAUCAAUCCUUAACAUUCCACUAAGAUGCUACUCCUACCGAUCUCCUGGCACCUAUGGCCGUCCAUUCCCCUCGUUAAAGCAAUCGCUUGUCCCUUUGUGUCCGUCAGCGUCCUCUCCACUCCGCACUUCGUAAAUAAGGUUGCGACCUUCAUCACGUGGUCGAUUGUCGGCGACGUGUAUUCCCCUCCCUGUGCAUACCUUGGAAAGAUGGAUUGGAGAUAACCGAUGCCCAAUUUCUGAUGGGGAAUUCCUCCCACGCCGUCGAUUUUUUUGUUGGAUUCUCGUGGGGGUCUUGCAAAUAUUGAAGAAUUUGCAAGACCUCCCCGACAAUCCAACAAAAAAAAGACAGGUGAAGCAAGUACGACACUAACGUGAUCCUUUUUUACUCUAAGAGGAUCAAAACAACGCAACAUCUACAGAAUGGGCGUCAGACAAGUCAUUGGACUGCUCGGCGCCCUUAUCCUUAUGGGCGUCCCCUCCGACACCGUCGAUUUUUUUGUUGGAUUCUCGUGGGGGUCUUGCAAAUAUUGAAGAAUUUGCAAGACCCCCCCGACAUUCCAACAAAAAAACAAGAAUGGCGAAGGAGGCAGGACCCUCUUCGGAUUCCUCCCUACUCCAACACAAUGAAUUCAAAUAACCCAACAUCUACGAGAUAGAUACCAUCCACUUAUAUGGAUCAGCGGCCGCCCAACUCCGUCUUCAAACAUCGAGCCAACGCAAAACGUUGCGGUAACGUCUAAACCCAGCCGAUCUUUGCACAGCUCUUGAAAUAGCCCUCGGUAGUCGUCAAUCUUCAGGAAGACAUGACUGCAACAACGUUAGAGGAGAGACAGACGAGUACUACGCAUAUGCAAAGGAAACCCAUGUAGAGAAAACACCGAAGCCCAUGUGCGUCAUAGUUUACACCGACAACGGCCGAAAUCCUAACCCUAAGUCAUCCUCUUGUUAAUCAUUCGAGACCGAGCCGAGCCAUAAUUUUCACUGUCUCGAAAUCCUUUGUGCGGAUCGGAGUGCUUCUUCGCUGCCUCAGCGCACGUUCCAUCUUCGAAAUAGAUUACCACAUCCCCGGCCCAGUUCGUCUUGUAAGGAUAGUAGAACUCGCUUGCCGAAGGCAACUGGCUCGCAGUACCGUGGUGCCUGGAGGAGGUAAAAACCCUAAUAAUGUGUUUUACCUUUAUCCCGUUCGUAACACUCAAUACUUCAUCACCGUCAAGUUAGUACUAAUUUGCUCAACAAGUCAAAGGGCGUUGCAAUUUAUUUUUUACAGCGAAAAAAUGAAAAAGCACCACUCCUCUUCAAUUCGGUGUAUGCCCAAGACAAGCGGGCGCACAUCCUUGGCGGGUUGCCACACCACACCCUUGCCGCCUUUUUUAGCACCUCCCUUUGCCUUUCCUUUUCCUCCUCCUUGACCUUUUUCCAGCGGUUGCUGUGCCGCCGGAGCUCCCUUCCCUUUGCCUUUGCCCUUUUCCUUGCCGGUCUUGCCCUUUCCAUCGGGUCCGAAGAAGUUGUCGUUCAAAUAUUAGAAAGCGACGAGCUGUUCACUUUUACGAAUGACUCCACUGCCCUUCCUCCAUAGGACGACGCUUAAACUCAAGCCUCUGCGUUCCAAUAAUAGAUCUUAUAUAAUCAAUCCCUUUUCCAUUUCCUAUAAUAAUCCUCAUAAAUUUCAACGCCUUUUCCAGCCAACUCCCCGAAGACGUCCUCAUCUGCUGCCGCUGCUUCUCCUUGCUCCUCGACUUUGUUAGAAGGCUUUGCUGCGAUUCAUCUUAGUCGCAUCUUUGGCGCGUUUUCCUCCUUAGAAAAGCCCCAACGAACCUUGACAAGAUGAAUCACCUCCAUAACGCCUUGUCCUCCUCCUGCUCCUGCCGCAAGGUUGUGCUCCUCACCUUCUCCGCCUUCAUCUGCUGCCGCCGCAGGUUGCUGCUGGAGUCCUUCUCCGCCCAACACCGGUUGCUGCUGGACUCCCGCUCCGUCCAUCAUAGGUUGCUGCUGGGGUCCUUCUCCACCCACCACAGCCCCCUCUUCGUUUCCUGCUUCACCGCCUUCACCGGCUCCCACCGCAGGUUCAUGCUGCUGGGCUGCUUCGGCCUUCUUCGCUUUUUUCAUCGCCGGGGCCGCGGCGGGGGCGGCUUUCUUCAUGCUCGUCGCCCUCUUCAUUAUUUCACCUUCCUUUCUUUCUACCUAAAGCGAGCGACGCUGUGCUUCUUGUCAAGUCAAGGUAGGUCCUUGCCAACUCUUUGUUAACUUCUUCUCUACUUCUUGUGUGUAAACGUCAGCAACCGCUUCUAUAACACAGCAACUAUUCUUGUACUCCAUGAUUAUCAAGCAGGUGUCUCCACCGUUCCCAACUUUUAGUCAAUGAUUAUCAACAAAGACAAAGAUGCCAAGUGUUUUCAUCCUUAAAAACAAAGGAUGCUCUUGCAGUCAAUGCGUAACAAUCCACGAUCCUCCGUUCAGGGCAUUCCCUAACGAUCCAAGGGGAAUCUCAUCAAGUCAAGAUCCCACUUCAUCCCAUCUAUUUGAUCACCUCCAGUCCAUUCAUCCAUUGCAUUUCCUUCAUUCCAA
Amoebophrya sp. A25 is the source of this 18146-nucleotide messenger RNA. The record is from the annotation of a GenBank genome assembly. Lineage: Eukaryota; Dinophyceae; Syndiniales; Amoebophryaceae.